AAUUAUUUAGGUACAUAUAACAAACGAAUGCGCCAGUCGUUGCCAAGUUUUGCAUCCGGGCAGAUUCGCGAUGUUACUGUGUAUACCGUUAUUAAUUUUAGUGUUACUUAUUGGAUUGCAUUUGCACUUUAAAUAUAGUCAUGCAGGCCGACUAAUCGCCAAAAUUCCUGGACCAAGCGGAUGGCCUCUAAUAGGAAACAUCUUUCAAGUUUUAUUACCGCCAGAUGAACUAUUUUUAUAUGCAAGAAAACUGCGAGCUGAGAUUAAAGGACCAAUAAUAAAACUAACUUCUUUCAAUAUUCGGGUUAUUAACAUUUACGACCCACUGGAUAUCGAGACAGUACUGUCUACAACCCGUUUUAACGAAAAACGCAUUCCGUACACUUUCCUAGCACCCUGGCUCGGCCAAGGAUUACUAGUGAGCAACGGAAAUAAAUGGCACCAAAGGCGAAAGCUGCUAACUGCGGCGUUUCACUUCAACAUUCUGAAGCAGUUCAGCCACACGAUCAUCGAGCAGACGGAGGACCUGGUGGGCUGUGUGCAGGCCGGCCUCGGCAGCCCGAGGACCGAUUUGGUGCCUAUCAUUACCAAAGCAACUCUUCGCAUUAUGUGCGAGACUUCCAUGGGUACGUCAUUACGUGAAGGUACAGAAUCAAAAAAAUACUUUUCAGCGCUCCAUACGAUUGGUUAUUGUAUAGUCAACCGAAUGAUCCGACCUUGGCUGUAUCCCGAUGGAAUAUUUUACAUGUCUGCAUUUUGGAGAAUGGAAAAGUCUGCCUUGAAAUAUUUACAUAACUUUACAAACCAAGUUAUCCUAGAAAGGAAAUUUUCCAAAGCUACCAAUGAGAAAGUUAAUGACGGUUCGGAAGUGCAUGGUCAAAAAAAGAAACAAGCAUUUUUGGACUUGCUUCUUGUCAACGAAAGGGAUAACAAAAUAGACGAGAAUGGAAUUAGGGAAGAAGUGGACACGUUUAUGUUUGAGGGUCACGAUACAACUGCUAUGGCGCUUUGUUUUAUGAUAAUGAGGAUCGCCAACGAACCAAUUGUCCAGAAUUGUAUUUACGAGGAGCUCCAACGUAUAUUUGGCAACGAUAGUCAUCGACAAGUGACAUUUGAAGACCUGGGCGAGAUGAAGUAUCUGGAGUGCUGCAUCAAGGAGUCCCUGCGCCUCUACCCCAGCGUGCCAUUUAUCGCUCGCCACAUUACUGAAGACGUUACUUUAGGAGGCUAUAGAGUACCAGCUGGUACUAUUUGCCAGAUCAACGUGUUCGAUAUCCACCGAGAUAAAGCUGUUUACCCAGACCCUGAACGAUUUAUACCGGAAAGGUUUUUUAAAGGAAAACGGCAUCCGUAUGCUUACAUACCAUUUAGCGCUGGACCAAGGAAUUGUAUAGGUAUGAAGUUCGCUAUGAUGGAGUUGAAAGUGGUGAUGUGCGGGCUGUUGCGGCGGUUCCGGUUGGAGCCAGUAACGCGGCCCGAGGAUGUGCGGUUCACCGGCGACCUGGUGCUGCGGGCCGCGCACCCGCUAUACGUCCGGUUCGUCAGUCGGGACCCCAGCGACUGCUGAUGUGCGAGGUACUGCGGAGGUUCCUACUGGAGCCGGUAGCGUGGC
This is a messenger RNA of Cydia fagiglandana, 1612 nucleotides long. Its product is annotated as cytochrome P450 4C1-like. The coding region runs from base 71 to 1567 and encodes 498 amino acids. Gene Ontology annotation, molecular function: heme binding; oxidoreductase activity, acting on paired donors, with incorporation or reduction of molecular oxygen; iron ion binding. The transcript has 9 exons. The record is from RefSeq and is a predicted model, not a curated record. Lineage: Eukaryota; Metazoa; Arthropoda; Insecta; Lepidoptera; Tortricidae.